GAUACUUCCGGUUCAAUGUUUCCUCAUCUUGGUCUUGGUGGAAUGCUGCGUCAACAAAGCAUUCUCUUGUCGUAUUUGACGCGGGACGAAAACAUGUGAUAUUAUCUUUUGCGUAUAAACUGAUGUAACAGUAAUAGGGCUCCAGGAUGUCUCGGCAUAGAAUAGUGCGUUCUAUGAAUUACGAAGAUGAGUAUUAUGACGAAGAUGAAGAGUACUCAAGAUCUGUUGAGGACAAUUACUGUAUAUCCCCUUCUACAGCCGCUCAGUUCACAUGGAAUCGAGAGAAAAAUCUGGACUUCUCAGCGUACAUGGGAGAGGAAUCGGUUAUUGAUGAAGAGGAGGAGGAGGAAGAUGAUGGAAAUUCCACUCGUGGUAGUUUGAGUGACUCUGCUUCUAGUACACGGCCGCUUUUGUCUGAUGAAGAUCAAGCUCGCUUGAACAGUUGCCUAGAAGAAAUUCGCAAUAUCCUCGGAGAGUCUGUGCCUGAGUCUGUUAUGUCAACAGUCAUCAUUCAAAACCAGUUUAACCUGGAGACGUCACUUAAUCAACUGCUCACACCACAAGAUGCCCCCAAGCCCCAGCGAGAGCCAAGGCAGAGACGCCUUCGAUCUCAAGCAUCCCCAGCUGUCGCAGCAGCAGAGACAGACUGCCCCAGCAAUGGAGUUGCAGCACCAGCUGCCCCUGUGGCCUCAGCUACCGUGCCUGGGCGGGUUCCCCCGGUGGGUAAAAGCGCGGUUGUCACCCCAUCCAAGUCCACAGCCAAGGCCACCGUGGGAUUCGAGACUCCUAAAGAAACCCCGCCUUCCUCACCUGCUACUUCUAAGAAACCCGGCCUCAAAUUGAAAAUGCAAAGUACCCCCCUCGUGCCAUCGUCCCCUGGUUCUGAAAUGGACUCCACUAAGACAAAGACUGUUUCGUCUCGAGUGAGCUCUAAGUCGCCUGAGCCUCCAGACGCGGCCCGGUCUGACCUUGGAAAGGGUGCGGGUGUCCAGGAGGCGGAGGUCAAAGGUGCCGGGGUCGAUUCCAGCCUGAGGAACGCCGUAGAGUUCAUGGGACUGGAGGGAGAUAAGGACGUGAUCCAGGCCUCUGUGGAGUCGAUGAAACCUAGUCAAUUAACACCAAAACCAAAAUCGAAAAAUUCCAAACUCGAUGUGAUGGCAGAGUAUGCAAAAAGACAUGGUGAAAAGGAACUGCUGAACCUAGUUGUCAUCGGCCACGUGGACGCGGGCAAGAGCACGCUGAUGGGCCACCUGCUGUACCAGCUGGGCAGCGUCAACAAGAAGACUAUGCACAAGUACGAGCAGGAGUCCAAGAAGCUGGGGAAGAGCUCCUUCGCUUUUGCCUGGGUCCUGGAUGAGACGGAGGAAGAAAGGUCAAGAGGAGUAACUAUGGACGUUGCUCAGACGAGAUUUGAAACGGACAAGAAAGUAAUCACAUUGCUGGACGCCCCAGGACACAGAGAUUUCAUCCCAAAUAUGAUAACGGGUGCUGCACAAGCCGACGUUGGCAUCCUGGUGAUUAACGCAACAAGAGGGGAGUUUGAGACUGGCUUUGACGCCGGUGGUCAGACCAGGGAACACGCUCUGCUUGCCAGGUCUUUGGGUGUGGGCCAGAUCAUUGUAGCUGUGAACAAGAUGGACACAGUGGAAUGGAAUGAGGAGCGCUACCGUCUUAUCACGAAGAAGAUUGGUCAGUUUCUCUCCAAACAAGCAGGCUUCAAAGAUACGGACGUCUCCUUCAUCCCCUGCAGCGGACUCAGCGGGGAGAACCUGGUGAAGCCAGCGACAGAACCUAAGCUGACCGCGUGGUACCAGCCGGCAGUCCCCCUCAUGGAACAGAUCGACAAACUGCGCCCCCCUCAGAGACCCAUUGACAAACCGUUUCGCCUGAAUGUGUCGGAUGUGUUCAAAGGAAUCGGCACAGGCUUCAACGUGUCCGGCCGCGUGGGUUCUGGUUAUGUGCAGCCCGGGGACAAAGUUCUCAUCCUGCCGGCUGGGAUCACAGCGACUAUCAAAAAUGUGUUCAUUGAUGACUCCCCAUCCUCUGUUGCUUUUGCCGGUGACCAUGUGAAUCUGACCAUGAGCGGAGUGGACAUGGCUAAUGUCAACAUAGGUAGUGCACUUUGUGAUCCUUCUGCUCCAUCAAAAAGUGCCACAAGAAUCAGGGCGAAAAUUGUUCUUUUUUCGAUGGAGGUCCCAAUUACAAAGGGUUUUCCAGUUGUAUUUCAUUACCAGUCCAUCAAUGAACCAGCUGUGAUAAAGAGACUGAUCAGUCAACUCAACCGAAGCACAGGGGAGGUCAUCAAGAAAAAGCCGAGGUGUCUGGUGAAGAACAGUAGUGCCGUGGUGGAGAUUGAGCUUGAGCGUUCUAUGUGCCUGGAGCUGUACUCUGAGUACAAAGACCUGGGCCGGUUCAUGUUGCGGACUGGUGGGCACACAAUUGCUGCUGGUGUUGUUGAAGAGAUUGUGCAAGUGAAAGCAUCUCUCAAUGGAGCUGGCCCGUCCUGAAGGGGAUACACUGUUGGGAUGCUGCACAAUUGUGUUGUCACUUGUUGAAAUUACUUAGAUAAUAGAGUAAGAUAUCUGACGGGUAUUUAUCAGAGUGACUGCCAGGCCAAAGGAAUUUUCGGUGGAGAAAGAAAGAAGUAGCGAAGACUGACAAAGCGUUGGACUUUUGGGGGAAAUCUGUCUCUUUCUGUAUGUAUGGUCCUCAGAGAAAGAGAGUGAUUUUUUUGUUUUUCUGUAGACUGGUCCCAUAUUCUUUCUAAGCACAAAAUGUUACGAUUGUAGUACUAGGUACCACAAACUGGCCGUGCGCCCCCGUGGCACACUGUCAGGAGACCAAAACCCAUAUUUUUACCCUCCUAAAACACCACACAGACACUUGAUAUAUCAGAAGAAAGAGGAGUUUUUCCUCUUUUUAGUGGUAUUAUUUAUUUGAAUCAACGAUUCUUUUGAAAGCAAAAUCGUGCGGGAUAAAAGACAACACUAUCGAGGUUUUCACUGUCGCGGCAGCACGUUUCGUGUAUUGAUUUUUUGAGUGACCUCGGUUGAACAGGAACGGGGAGCGUAUGGUAUUAAAUACUGCAAUCUGAUUCGUCGAUAUUUCAAGAUGAGAAGACGCUCUUUCCGGUCAUAUAUUUCUAAAGACUGUCCUUAAAGAAUUAAUAGAAGAGAUUUGCGUGUGAAAACUUUCGGUGCUGUUUUUUUAUGGAACCAGUGAUGGGACUGACCGGAAAUAUAUCGGCAGAAAGCCCAUUCAUUCCUCUUCAAGAAUAACACAGCCAUUAUACGCAAAUAAACACCGGACGCUCCCCGUCGGCUCGCAAGCAGAGCACCAUCGCCCCCGCUUUCGUAUAAAUUCUCUCUACUUCCCUUCAGCGCAGCCCGGCGCGCGGCCGAUAAGCCGGCGGUCGCGAGGGGAUUUUAAGCUCCCCUUGUGUUUCUUGCCGUUUUGGUCAAAAAGCCAUGUUUACGUCAAUAAAUUUCCAUCUUCUGGUUAUUUAAUAGCCCUGAAAAAAAUUGAGCUUGUUCUCUAUGUGCAUAGGUGUGUGUUUACAAGUUUUUGUGAAUGUCAAUUCAAAUUUAAGAAUGUUGUGACAUCUCAAAAUGUAGACAUUUCGCAAUAUAAAAAACUAACAUUUUUCUGCAACUUCAGACGUUCAUAACUUUGUUGAAAAUGAAGCUAUAUGUAUAAAUUUAGUAUCAAAAUGCUCAGAAUGAUAAAUUCUAUAAGGUAGUGCAGUUAACUAUGAAAUCAGAGGACUUUGAAAUUUCAGUUGUGGUACCUUGUAGUACUGGAGUGGGUUGUUUUUUUUUAUUAUUUAAAAAGAUGUAGAGGAGACUGUAGUUGAGGGAGGCUGCAAACUUUUGUUCAAGCAACAGUAGUGUGAUUGAUAUAAUCAUCGUACUGUUAGGUCAGUCCUCAUUAUCACAGGGAAAACGGAGUUGUGUGAAACCUGCUUUUAUUAACUUUUUAAGCGUGUGUGUUUGAACAUAUAACACCUUUGAGAAAUGUUGAGUCUAGUUUGGCAGUCACCCUGAUUUAUGAAAGUCCUUCCAUGUGAAUGUAUUUUCUGAAAAUAUUGCUGAAAAUAUACUGGGCGGGGAAAAUAAUAUUGUCAGGAAAUGUUGUAAAUGAUGGUGGAAGUAAAAUAUAUAUUUAUGAGCAAUUGUUUUAUUGGAGGCACACUCACUUGGUGAUUGGUGAAAGCUUAGUAUGCUAUGGUGAAAAGUUUAUAAACACCCCCCCCCCCCCCCCUAAAGAAAAAAGGAUUGCAAACAAGCCAGACCAUUGUAAAUGAUUGGUUGGUUGAUCUCCUCUGUGCUUGUGGUUCUUUAGCUCAUCAUGUCUCAUCCCAUCCACCCCCCCCCCGCAUCAUCUGUCCGUCAUUUCCCCAUCACUUUCAUUUCUCACCUUCUUUCUUUGUGCCAAAUGAGAAUAGCGCUCAUAGUACAACUGUUGCUUCUAACUUGAACCUGCGUGCUGAUGAGAGACUUGUACAUUUGUAUGGACUUGCCAUUUCUUGUUGAAUGUGUUUGGAUAGCUUGGUUGUAAAUGAGACAGCAAUAAAAAUGGAUUUGCCUUGAA
Molecule: messenger RNA, 4590 nt
Organism: Aplysia californica (California sea hare)
Lineage: Eukaryota; Metazoa; Mollusca; Gastropoda; Aplysiida; Aplysiidae
Product: HBS1-like protein
Exons: 17
Coding region: 147-2507 (786 amino acids)
Biological process (GO): translation
Molecular function (GO): GTPase activity; GTP binding
Source: RefSeq, a predicted model, not a curated record